Messenger RNA from Aspergillus aculeatinus CBS 121060, 1095 nucleotides. RefSeq lists its product as uncharacterized. NCBI's taxonomy places the organism in Eukaryota, Fungi, Ascomycota, Eurotiomycetes, Eurotiales, Aspergillaceae. The record is from RefSeq and is a predicted model, not a curated record. The transcript has a single exon. The coding region runs from base 248 to 832 and encodes 194 amino acids.
AACCCUCAAACAACAAGAAAAAUUCAAUUGGGCUUCGGAUCCCACGCAGAUGUGUGUAGCAUGAUGGAGGACACUCUACAUUGUAUGACCUCGGGGUAGGCCUAUGGCCGUGGAAGAAAUAUAAGAACCCUCUCUGCUGACCUUCAGGACAUCAUCAACAAGCAUCAAAUCCAGUUCAACUGUCUGAACAGUCUCUAGCAAACCAAUUCUUCUACGUAUUCUCCCAGCUCCACCUCCCAAUCCCGAAAUGAAGCUCAUCAGUGCCUCGUCUGUCGUGGUGGCCGCCACCGUCAUCUCGGCCGCCAACGCCGCUGCUUUUCCCUCUCUGCCCAGCAUCCCGGAAAGCUGCUUGGAGAUCCCCAAGGUCAUGGGCAACAAGCCUUUGCAGCUCCUGCAGUACUUCCACAAGGAAGUGUGUGAGCAGAACUGCACCGCCACCAUCAACCAGCACAACGCCUACGUCCAGAACCAAGUCCUCCCGCAGCUCAUCCAGGACAUGGAUCAGAAGCUGGGUAUCUCUGCCACUGAGCAGGCGCAAUUCAAGCAGCUCCACACCCAGGCCGUUGCCGCCGUCGAGAAGAGCUGCUCUGCCAAAGGCAACAAGCCCCUCUGCAACGAUAUCCAGGGGCUGGUCGAUUAUGGAUUCUGUGCCUUCCAGGCCACUGAGCCUAUCUUCAAGAGCCACCUCAGUCAGUUGCAGUCGGGUUCCCUCAACAUCACGGAGGCCAAAUGCGACAAGAUCAAGGAGCUUGACUCGGACGCCACCGUCUGGCAGAAGACCCUUCCGAGUUACAUUGACACCUUCGCCAAGGAGUGUGCGAGUGAGAAAUAGAAGAAGUGCGCGAGGAUGUUCUAAUCAGGCGAGAUAGCCUAGAUGGCUUGAGCCGAUGUCGAAGCAUCAUUCACGCCGAUUGGAAGCAGCGUUGCUGCGUCGCAGGACGAGGAAGAACCGUUGCAGUCUUGUUUGUUGUUUGUUUGAUUCUACCGGCUUGGAUUUGAGAUCCCGCAAAGUGUCACUCUCUUGAGGAUGUAUCUGGUAUAUGAGAUUUAGUUAUUUUUGAAUUUAUCUGUUGACCAGGUUGAAUUAUUCCAAGU